GGAAGCUGCUGGCUGCAGCACACUGCACAACUACCUGCACAGCAGUGUGAGGAGCACCUCAUGAGGGUGCUGCCGCUCUACAUACAGGUGUCAGAGAGUAGUAACGCACUGGAUGAUGUAGAUCUGAAGACUCUGGCUUCUCAGGUUUGUGCCACUCUGGUCCACCACAUCCAGGACAGACUGAACCAGAGACCUGCAGAGGAAGCCCUUGGCAGGAGCUGGCCCAGUUCUUCAGAAGACAGAAGCACUGGAGGCUGGCUGCUGCUGAAGGCCCUCUCACUGCUCUCUGCUCGACAGACUGAGGUGGCGGACCAGCCAGGCGGGGCGGGCUUCCGCCAGCUGCUCAUUCAGGUGAUCCUGCAGCACUGCAGGCAGUUGUGUUUUGUGGAGGAGCUGGUGGAAGCUCAGGAGUUGCAGUGUGUCAUCAUCUCCAUGACAACGCUCUGGGACCAGUGCUCAUCGUCAUGGAGACGUCAGGCAUCCCGUGUUCUCAGGGCCGUGUCCGCUGCUCAGGCGCGCAAUACCGUCCCUGUCCUGCAGGCUAAGAACUGCAUGCGGCUGUGCAUCCAGAACCUGAAGCGGAUCAGUGGGGUGGUUCCAGUGGUGGAGUCGUGCGUGGUGCCAGGGUCAGGAUUGGUUGAAGUGGCCUCGGAGGCGGGACCAAAGAUGGUGCCAGGGUCGGUAUUGGCUGAAGUAGCCGUCAGUGUGUUCUGCUUCAUCAGGGACUCGUACCAACUAAGCCCCGCCCUCUUUGAGGAGUUCGAGAGCAACGAUGGCUAUGGGGUGCUGCAGACCAUCUUGGAGCGGUGUGAGGAGGAGGUGUGUGUGGAGGGGUUCCAGCCAGUUGAGGACCUGCUGGGUCUGAUUUCCUCCUUGACGCUGUUUGGACGCUCCGAACUCAAGGUGGCGCUGUGUGUCACCAACCCCCAACCGCCCGGCUUCAAGUUCAUCCCCAGCCUUACCAAAGAUCCAAAACAAAGCAUUAAAAUGUGUAAUGAGCAGCAGGUGGAGGAGAAGGACAGAAGACUGACCGCCAGCAUGCUGAGACUAGUGGCUGCUCUUGCCAUGAGGUCCAUCAGAAACACAGUGUGUAUUAGGGACAGGGGGAUGGUGCCAUAUGUGAAGGUGUUCCUGGAUGACGAGGAGUUCCGUGCUCCUGCGCUGAACAUUCUGGAGCAGCUGGCUGAGGUCAACCCAGACGAGUACAUGAGUUCUGUCAUCGGGGCUCUCUGUUCCGCUACACACACGGAACACACACUCAAAAUACACCUCCUUCAGUCGGUUCUAAAGGUUCUGGAGAGUCCCAGCAGCUGGGCAGCGUUCCGUGUGGCGGGGGCCUUCGAGGGGCUGCUGUCCCUGGUGGCCGGACCUCCCCGCUGGGCGCCGAGGUCGCGGGCCGCGGCGCGGGUCAUCGCCGGCGGCCGCCACGGGGCCAGUGAGCUCGUCCUCCUGGCCUUGCACACCAUGGCGACGGCCGUGCACCUCGACCCGGUCAGUGGCCACCUGCUGGAGAGCGAGGGCUACUACGAGCGGCUCGCCCAUCGCCUGCCAAGGCCGGGUUGCUUCCCCAAUAAUAACACAUACCUCACACACACACCACACACACACUCCUCCGAGUGCGCCCACUGGAGAAGCUUCCGGCAGCUUGUGGUGCUGACCGAGACUCCGUCGCCGCCACUGCCCCCGGCUCUGCUGGACUGCCUGCGGUUGCUCGGUUACCUGGAGCAGUUUGCCACAGGCGUGAGCCUGGAGCCCCCAGAGGUCAUAGCUGAAGGUCAAAGGUCAACAGGUCAAAGGUCAACACAGCAGCCGGCCGAGGAGGGGGAGCCUCAGGGACGAGUCAGGGGCGUCGCCCUCAGUGUGUCAUCGGUCACCUCUGACAUCAGCAGCAGAUUUACGUGCGAUCAGACGAUCCUCCACCCUGCAGCCAUCAGACUCAUUAUCAUCCUGCUGCCCCGAGUCUAUCACCACAGUGAUCCGCAGCUGUCUGUGGAGGUCCAGUACGCUGUGGCGGAUCAUGUCCAGAUGUUGUUGCGUUCCGAGCGGAACCGGCAGAUCAUGUGUGAGGGGGAUCUGCUGUCGGAGCUGCUGACCCACUGCCCCCACAUGCUGCUGACGCCCACUCUGCCCCUCCACCUGCCCGCUGUACGCAUCCUGGAGAAGCUCGCCUCGCAGUCCAUCAGCCCCGCCAACCUCAGGCGAUAUUUGUGUCUGGGGAAUCCCUUCCUGUGUUCUGAGAACAGCGUUUCCCCACAACCCACUGCUGCUAAUGAUGAGCCCUGUUCUGAGGUGAAGGAUAUGAAAAAGGACGUGAGGAAGCUGAAAAAAAGCUUCAGCCUGUUAAGCUCCUCCCCCCACUCUGGCUCCGCCCUGCCACUCCACCAGAUCAUCAGCCUGGUCAUGACGUGUCAGCCACAAGCUGGCCACAAUAAGCCUCUGGCCACACCCUCCUUUGUGGAGUUUGACAUGAGCGAAAGUGGAUAUGGAUGUCUGUUUUUGCCAUCUCUGGCCACAGUGAAGGGUGUGAGCUCUGAUGGCAUUUCGACUGGAGGAGUGGGUCCGGACGCCAUUGGCUUUCCCCGGCGGCUUGGCUGGCGGAUUCACUCUGCGUUCCUUGUGAGUCGGUUCAGUGCAGCGUGUGACUCGCACCCUCUGCGGCUGCUGACCGUGGUCAGGCACAUGUCCCGAGCCCCGCAGAGCUACGUCUGUCUGGCCGCCUCCAUCGCUGCCGCCGACGGGUCACUCAUCAUCUCCACCGACGAGGAGCCGUACCAGGACCUGGACAUUAUGGAGCCCGAGGUUGGCACCUCCCUCCCCUCCACUGUGCGCUUCAAGUGUUCGCAGCAGUUAAGCCCCGCCCAGUGGCAUCAGCUGACCCUAGUGCUGGCCAAGGACAUCAAGCGCAGCUGCAAAGUCACCGCCUACCUCAACUCCAAGGUCAUCGGCUCUGCCAAGAUGCAGUACAUCAAGCCGUUUCCGGGUCAGUGCGUCUCCAUGGACCCCACGGCUGUGAUAGAAGCGUGUCUUGACAUCAUCGGCAUAUUAAAUAUGGAAGGCAACCUGCGUGCUUUUCGUGUCAAUGGUCGGCCCAACUUCCUGUUUGAAGAGCCACUGGGCCCCGACGCCGUGGAGACCGUUUACAGCCAGGGCACCUGUUACCUAGGCAACUAUCUCGCCCUGACCCCCCAAGAUGGGAGCUCCAGGGAGGGCCAGGCUGUGGGCCGUUCGGUCCCAGAGGAGAGGAUCUCUUUUGGGAUAAACCCAGCGGUCUCCUACCUCACCACCGUGGCUCAGAUACGGGACGACUACAACGAGGUGGACUGCAGGCUCAUCGCCAAAGAGAUGGGCAUCACCUCUCGUGAUAACACCACUCCAGUCCUCCUGUGCAGAAAUAUCAGCCAGCAUCUGGCCGGCACCAGCAGAGCCAUCGGGGCUGCAGUGGUGGGGCGGUUCGGUGUAAGGACCUUCAUGCCCAACAGCGCUGCUCGCAGCUUCCAGUACAUCGGCGGUCCAGCGGUCAUCCUGAGUCUCAUCGCCAUGGCUACGGACGACAGCUCUCUGUACGCGGCGGUGAAGGUGUGUGUGUCCGUUCUCAGCACCAACCCGUGCAUGGAGCAGGAGAUGAGGCGGAUGCAGGGAUACAAGCUCCUGGCGUUCCUGCUGAAGAUGAAGGCUCCGCUGAUCAGCAGUAGAACCUUCCAGCUGGUUCUGUCACUGACUGGAACCGUGGAACUGGGCUCUUGUUCUGGGCUUGUGUACAACCUCCCAGCCUUCCAGCAACUCCUCUGUGAUGCUGAGAUUUGGCAGAAGGCCCCUGAGAACCUGGAUCUGUCCGUGCUAAACCACUUCACUGACAUCCUGAAGGCAUCUAGUGAGAGUGCAGAGGUGAUGCACCGGUUGGAUAUGGUGGAUAAGCUGCUGUUCCAGCUGCAGGAGCCUGUGUGUUCCCCCCGCAAAGUCCAGCUGGUCACCAGUGUGCUUGCUCUACAGCUGCAGGGGCACCUCAACCGCAGAGACAUCAGCAGAAUCGGGUUGUUUGUGGUUUCCACACUUCUUCCUCCCACCAUUGAUGAGAAUGUCCUCUUAUCAGCUGUGGAGUUUGAUGAGCAAGCUCUGACUCAUUCUCCAGUGCGGAUGCUGUGGGUGCGUAACCAGCUGCUAGAGCUCAUCAUCUCUCUACUGAGCCCUGACACCACCCUCACUCAGCAAGGGCAGCUGCAGGUGUACGAGGCGCUGGGUGUGGACUGGUUCUUCAUGCUGCUCCAGUCUCACCUCCACAAGAGCUCCGUCCUGCUGGGCGUCCGGCUUCUCUCUCUCCUCCUCACGCACAUUCACACACACACACACACACCUCAUCUCAAGUCUCAGGGACACACACACACCGGGAACACUGCUGCAGCACACUCUGGAGCCUUCCGCCAGCAUGGUUGUGCAGAUAACCUGCGUGUACAGGUGUGGUCCCAAGGGGGGGUGAGCGCCACCUAUGGGGGGUUUGAGGUCCUGCAGAAGCUUCUGGAAGCUCAGGUGCACCUGCCCCACGUCUACACCACUCUUGCCACUCUGCUUCUCAACACACGGCCUCCUCACAUACCUGCAGGACAGGUUGAUCUGGAUAGUAUUCUACAGGGGCUGCUUGAGUCUUCCACCAAUACAUCACACACUUCUCCUCCGACCGCUGACACACCCCACACAGCACACACACCCCAGACAGCACACACACCACCCACAGCACACACACCCCAGACACAGCUGUGUGUGGAAGCAGCCUGCAUCCUGGUGGAACUGGUCAGGGUGAUCAUCACGCAGAGGCCUGUUGCAGGAAGUGAUGCGUGGCCUGAAAGAGGAAGUAAUGUAUGGCAGGUGCAGUACCCCGGCAGCGUGAUGCAGUUCCUGUGUCUGGUGCACAGUCUCCGCCCCCUUGACUCGCUGUGGACUCGGCCGGACUUCCUCUCGGCUCUUGCCAGGGCCAUGUUCCCUCCAAGCACAGAGGGUAACGCUAAGGCCCCGCCCCCUCACCCAGCCAGGAAGCAGGUGUGUGACUUCAGCCGCAUUCUCCUGCUGGACAGCCUCAUGCACAUCCCCGCCAGCGACACACACACACACCACCCGCUGGAGCAGCUGCUGGAGUUCUCUCCUGAGGGAGUGUGUGAGGAUCAGAAGCAGAUCUUUCAGACAGAGUUGCUGCUCUCCCUCAUUGAGCUCAUCCACAUUACAGGACAAGAGGAUACACACCUUUCCAGAGAUGACUCCGCCUCAGGUGGUUCUGGUCAGACGGUUCUGCUGGAGAACGUAGGGUUCUUCUGUGCUGCACUGGUGGAGAAGCUCUACACUGGCCUCUUCAGCACUGACCCUGAGACACUCCUCGUCUUCAUCGCAGAGCAGGUGGUCAUGGCGAUGGAGAAGGCCCAGAUUCAUCGGGAAAGAACUGUGAGUGCCCUCUACAAGAGCCUGAACCGCUCCCUGCUUUACUUCCUGUCCGGCCCACGCAUCACUUCCUGUGAGCAGCAGCUUGUCCUGCGCACACUGCGCACCAUGGAGCAGCAGUGGGACGUCGUCAUGGCGACCUACAACAGCAACGUCCACUUCACCUCAUGCCUGAUGCACUGCCUCCUGCUGGUCAGGAGUGGAAGCUAUCCAGAGGGCUUUGGGUGUGAGGGCUUCAGGAGGCCCCUCCCCCUCCCUGACCAAAGCACAGAAGCCCCGCCCCCAGGCCAAGAGACACACCCCUCUGAAGUGGAGUCGGAGCUGAUGUGUGUUGUUGAGAGUGUGUGGAGUCGGGUGCUCCAGGAGAGAAGGGCCGUGCUGGAGGAGGCGUUUAAGCUUGACCUGUCCGCUAAAGGGGGUCGGGACCAACCCAUCGCCAUGGGAGACGUCAGCCCGCUGUGGGAGGAGACAGCGCAGAAAGCCUGGCAAACCUUCAUUGAUGCUCAGACGAAGCGCCUUGAGAGCGCCCCCUCCAGGAGGUCUGUGAUAGCUGCAGCAGUGCGCUCCUUCUACAGACGCACAGACAAGGAGACCAGUGGGAGUGUGGAGGACUUCAUGAAUGGGAUGGAGGCCUUCAGAAAGACUGCUCAGGAGAUGUUUGAUAGUCUCCUCAGUAACCACACACAGGCUCAGCAGUGCCAGUGUGAGCGUGUGGAGUCACUGUGGAAGCAGCAGGAGGCGGAGCUUCUGCGUGAGAGGGGCGUGUUUGGUCCGGCAGCGGGGGUGUGGCUACAGCAGCGCUGGGUUCAGGACGCCACCGAGGGGCCCGGCCGAACACGUGCACGCGUCCGACGCAGAGCCCUGCGCAUGUCCAGGAAGAUGCAGGUGUUGACCUCAAGUGUGUGUGUGAAGAGCAACCCAGUGGAGGAGAGUCGUGGCGUGACUGAGAACUGGGACACUGAUCCAGAGCUGCGUAUCCUAUGUGAGGCAGGCCGUGAGGCGGAGGAGGCGGGGCUUCACUGUGAUCAGCUGACCUUCUUCCCCGAGCUGAGCGAACCCCUGACCUCACACACCGACGCUCACACCUGCACGGAAACACACAUCAUCCUCCAGGAGCUCAGAGAUCAAGAGGAGGUGAAGGCGAAGAUGAGUGUGGUUCAGGUGAACGGAUACCAGGUGUGUGAGUGUGUGUUGCUGUUUGGGAAGGCAGAUCUGUACCUGUGUGAAGGCUUCAACCUUACCCCCUCAGGAGACGUCUGCUGCACCACCCACCAACCAUCCAGUAUCCGAGACUCCUAUCUCAGUAGCAUGUUUAAGAAGGAGAAGGCCUCUACAGUGCAGAGCUGCAAGUGCUGGCCCUACGAUGACAUCAAAGGUGCACACUUCAUGCGCUACCUACUGGAGGAUAAUGCUCUGGAGAUCUUCCUGAGGAAUGGCUCCUCUGUGUUCCUGGUUUUUCCCAACAAGGAACACAUCUCUGCUUACAAGAGGUUGAGUUCAGUCACUCCAGCUCUGAAGGGAAAAGUGAUGGAGGCUGUGUUUAAUAUGAGGAGGUCUGGAGGGGUGGAGAAAAGUGUUCUCCUCAGGUGGCAGAAAGGAGAGAUGAGUAACUUUGAGUACCUGAUGCAUCUGAACACCCUGGCUGGACGCACCUAUAACGACCUCAUGCAGUAUCCCAUCUUUCCCUGGGUCUUGGCAGACUACCACUCUCAGACUCUGGACCUGUCGGAGGCGGCGACCUUCAGAGAUCUGUCUAAGCCAAUGGGAGCCCAGACAGAGCGGCGGAGGGACAACUUCAUCCAGAGGUACAACGAGGUGGACACCGUAGAGGGUGAUCUGGCGGUGCAGUGUCACUACUGCACACACUACUCUUCUGCCAUCAUCGUGGCCUCCUUCCUCGUCAGAAUGGAGCCCUUCUCACACACAUUCCUCACACUGCAGGGCGGUUCCUUUGACGUUCCAGAGCGGAUGUUCCACAGUGUCCAGAAGGAAUGGGAGUCGAGCUCACGGGACAACAUGAGUGACGUCCGAGAACUCAUCCCAGAGUUUUACUACCUCCCAGACUUCCUCACCAACACCAACAACCUGAAGUUUGGGUGUAUGCAGGAUGGUACAUCUCUGGGGGAUGUAGUUUUGCCACCAUGGGCCAAAGGAGAUCCGCAGGAGUUUAUCAGAAUUCACCGAGAGGCCCUGGAGAGUGAGUAUGUGAGUGCACACCUGCACCUGUGGGUGGACCUGAUCUUCGGCGUGCGGCAGCACGGUCCGGCGGCGGUGGAGUCGCUCAACACCUUCCACCCGUACUUCUACCCCCACCACCUGGACCCCACGCUGCUGACCAACCCCCUGCAGAGGAGCACCAUCCUGGGCUACAUCAACAACUUCGGACAGGUCCCCAAGCAGCUCUUCACUAAGCCGCAUCCGAGUCGUUUCGCGCAGAAGAAGGACAUGCCCCCCUCCAGCACAGUCACGCCCUUCUACCUGCAAUUGGACAAAAUCAAGCCCUCGGCCACGCCCAUCAAAGAGCUGCAGCAGGGUCCUGUAGGUCAGGUGGUGUGUAUGGAUCGGGACGUUUUGGUUCUGGAGGGAAACCGGCUCUUGGUCCCUCCCCUCGGUCACGUCUUCUUCUGCUGGGGUUCCUAUGACAACAGCUGUGCCUUUGGCAACUACGCUACGGACAAGACGUUUGCGGUGUGUGAGAGUGUGUGUAACUGGGGAGAGGUCCUGUGUGCAGUGUGUCCCAACGCCACCACCAUCAUCACUGGAGGAACCAGCAGUGUGGUGUGUGUGUGGGAUGUUCUACUCAACAAGGACAAACUCACAAACAUGACGCUCAAACAGCCUCUGUAUGGACACACGGACGCGGUGACCUGCGUGGUGGCGUCAGAGACCCAUGGUCUGAUCGUGAGCGGCUCUCGAGACCACACCUGCAUCCUCUGGGACCUGGAGGAGCUCAGCUACAUCACUCAGCUAGCAGGACACCCGGAGAGUGUGUGUGCACUCGCCAUCAACACACACACGGGGGAGAUCGUGUCCUGUGCAGGUACACACCUCUACCUCUGGUCGGUUCGGGGGCAGCUGCUGUCGUCCCUGGAGACGGGGGCGGGACCCGAGGGGCGGAGCCUGUGCUGCCUCUUCACCCAGCGCAACGAAUGGGACCCCCACCACGCCAUCGUAACUGGGGGCAACGACGGCAUCAUCAGGAUCUGGCGGACAGAAUACUCAAGCACGCAAUUACCCACAAUCCCGCAGGGCUGCACGGACCACCAUGAGCCUCAGGAGGGUCUUCAUGACGAUGACGAUGCCGGUGUGUGUGGGCCCUCGGGGGGGGUGGUCUGGGAGCGCCACCUGGUGUUGUGUAGUGAGCUGAACCGCAGUCAGCUGGUGUCACGGCGACGAUACCGCACCAAUCCCCCCGUCACCGCCCUGGCCAUGUCCAGGACAAACGGGACACUGCUGGUGGGAGAUGCAUGGGGAAGAGUAUUCAGCUGGACCUGUGAGGUCUAGGAUACACACACACACACACACACACACACACACACACACACACACACACUCCCUCCCAGACCAAACAUGUCCGGCAAUGCAAAAGACACACUCACCCAAACAUGCACAUAGACACAUGUGUACAGAAAUACACACACACACACACACACACACACACACACACACACACACACACACACACACACUCAGCAGGGUUUUCCCCAGUGUGCCCUGGGCUGUCUGCUGGCUCUAUUUUAGUCCUCCUCUGACCUCAAUGCUGAAAGCUAAAUUACCUACACACACACACACACACACAGUCUCACAGAAUGCCCACUUGAGCCUGUCGGACACACACACACACACACACACACACACACACACACACACACACACACCACAAACACACACACACAUACAGUAUGGGUGAUCUCAGGAAACGUUGGCAAGAAAAGAGGAUGUGUUGGCAAACUGAAGAUGGUACAGGCCACACCCACGUGCAUGCCAGACCCAAUGCAUGAUGGGAAGGGUCUGGAGUUGUGCUUAGCCUUAAACACACACACACACACACACACACACACACACACACACACACACACACACAAACCUACACACUACACACGCACAGACAUAAACACCCAUGCACAUACACACACACACACACACAAACACACAAAAUGCUGUACUGACAGCUUUGAUAUGUUUGCUUUAUAGUGUGGUCACUCUGUGUGCAUUAGAGUUCUUUUUAUUUUACGUGUGUGUGUGUGAGAGAGAGAGAAAGAGUUGAAAUGUCUGCCCUCUGAUUGGGUAGAUUCUGUAUCUGUGUUUCAUGAUCAAAUUCUUGUUUUGAACUAAGACUUAACUAACUUAAUAAAGAGCAAAUGUUUACUUCCA
Molecule: messenger RNA, 9798 nt
Organism: Alosa alosa (allis shad)
Lineage: Eukaryota; Metazoa; Chordata; Actinopteri; Clupeiformes; Clupeidae
Gene: wdfy4
Product: WDFY family member 4
Molecular function (GO): protein binding
Source: RefSeq, a predicted model, not a curated record